Molecule: messenger RNA, 1776 nt
Organism: Trichomycterus rosablanca
Lineage: Eukaryota; Metazoa; Chordata; Actinopteri; Siluriformes; Trichomycteridae
Product: BOLA class I histocompatibility antigen, alpha chain BL3-7-like
Exons: 7
Coding region: 228-1412 (394 amino acids)
Biological process (GO): immune response
Cellular component (GO): external side of plasma membrane
Source: RefSeq, a predicted model, not a curated record
GGGCUCGAAUAAAUAUCGAUCCCUGAUCGUUAUGUGUGAGCUGUUCAACCACUCCAUCCGAGCGACUCUCCCAUCGUGCACAGACUCAAUAAAACUAUUCAUAUUUAAACUGUGGCUGCAGGAAACCAGAGUUUCAUUACCAACAUCAAACUUUUACUGAAAAAUUAAAGCAGAUUAUUAAUAGUUCAGUGUUUUUGAUAUGUCUUGGUUAUUUUUGGUUCUGAGCGAUGGUUCCGAGCAGUGUUGCAACAGAACUUCAGCUUUUUUUUACACUUUUGAUUCACACUUCAUCAGCAGGAACUCAUUCACUGAAGUACUUCAACACUGGAGUCAGAGAAAUGAAUUUCCCAGAAUUCACUGCUGUUGGUAUGGUGGAUGGAGGCCAGUUUUCCUACUACGACAGCAACAUAACAAAAAUGAUCCCAAAGACGGAGUGGAUAAAAAAGAUUGAUGCUGAUGAUCCAGAUUACUGGAACAGAGAGACUCAGCGCUGUCAGGGUGAUGAGGAGAACUUUAAAGUAAAUGUUGCUAUGGUGAUGAAGCGCUUCCAUCAGACUGAAGGAGUUCAUGUACUGCAGAGGAUGUACGGCUGUGAGCUUGAUGAUGAUGGAACCAUUAGAGGAUACGAUCAGUUUGGUUAUGAUGGAGAAGAUUUCAUCAGUCUGGAUCUAAACACUCUCACCUGGACUGCACCAAAACCUCAAGCUGUAAUUACCAAAAACAAGUGGGAUCCUAAUGCUGGUAAUAAUAAUAACUGGAAGAACUACUUUGAGAAGGAGUGUAUCUUUUGGUUGAGGAAGUACGUGUCGUACGGCAGAGAGACUCUGGAGAGGAAAGAUCGUCCUGAGGUGUCAGUGUUCCACAAGAACUUCCCUCGACCAGAGCUGGUGUGUCACGCUACAGGUUACUUCCCCAGAGGACUGAUGAUGUUCUGGCAGAAGGACGGACAGGAACUGCAUGAGGACGUGGAGAUCAGAGAGACUCUACCAAACCAGGAUGGAACCUUCCAGAGAGAAGCCGUUCUGAGAGUCUCACCUGAGGAGCUGAAGGAACAUGAAUACACCUGUGUGGUUCAGCACAGCAGCCUGGAGAAGGACUUAGUGCUUAAAGCUCCAGGUUCUGUAGAUGUAGAUGGAGGAUCUCUUGGUAUCAUCGUUGGUGCAGGCGUGGCUGUUCUUGCUCUGGUUGCUCUGAUUGCUGGAGUUGUGAUCUGGAAGAAGAAGAAUUCUGGCUUCAAACCAGUUCCAGCAAAACCCAACAGCUCCUCUGAAAAGGAUUCUGAGAUGAAAUCUUGUACAGACGAUGAACGGGGAGAUGAAGUCUCAUGUUUCAGUACACCACAAACUGCCUUGACAAGAUAUUUUUCAAAACAGCGCUUUUGUGAGAGACCUGUGGAGUUAGAUGUAUUCUGAACAAGAAAGACUUGCUCCCACUGCAGCAUCAGCUCACAGAUGGAUGACCUCACAUGAUACGUCUACAUUGUCUAUGUUGAUACGUUGGUCGAGUAAUUAUUUGAAAACGCUACUAGCCGACUAGCUAGUUUUCAAUAAAGAAACGAACUGUUAUUACCAAAAUAUCACUUAUUAUAAUAACAGAUGAAUUGAGAAAAAAUUAAGCUUUUAAAAGUGAAGUUUUAUUUAUGGUUGUUAAAACAUCUCAUGAUUAGACUGGGGUUUUAUUUUAGCACUGCGUAUUCGCGACUCCUGGUGGUCAAAUCCCGUAAAUCUGUAAAUUGAGGAUUUUAAUAUCUGUACAGUCAUUUCUUUAUUUUAUAUG